GCGAAGAUGUUACUAUCUCCGGUUAAUUCUUCCAUUCCGUUAAUUCGUUGCCAGUGACGUACAGCUCUGAAUCUCUGUGUAUCCAGAAUUUGAUUAGACCGACGCAUAGGAAUCCAUUUCACGAGUAGAAUGGAUCAAUCAAAAUUAGAGAGAUAUGAAGAACUAGGGUUAAGGGAGGCCUUGAAUCGACCCCAUCGCUACCCACUCGCUUGCAAUGAGCUGAGCUCUAUCCUCCGAGACGCAUAUUCUCAACUCUCCAAGAAUCUUCAGUCUCAUAUCUUCCAUGAUACUCUUCUCGCCUUUCAGCUCCUUCCGGAAAUGCAGACGCAAGCUUCAAUAACUGCAGCUAACGCUCUUCUGCAUAGUGUGGACGCUGUUUUGCCUAAACAAAAGAGGAUUUUGGCUGCUAGAGAAUUCAAACAUGCAAUGAUUGCUCAUAAGAGGCGCGGCAAGGCCAUUUGUGAUGAAGGCGGUCUUAUACAAAAAUUUCAUGGAGAUGUUCUUGCACACAUCUUCCAAUUUUUGGAUGUUCAAACUCUGUUACUUGCUGCACUAGUUUGCCGGUCAUGGAGAGAAGCAACUUGGGAUAACCGUCUGUGGCAGUCAAUAUAUGCCGAUUUUUUGGGCACUUCUGUUAACAUGUCCAAUGAUAUUGGGCAUAAAAGCUACACAUCAUCCCAGAAUAUGCAAAGUACAUGUCAUGAAGAAAUAAAUACUACAACAAGGGUUGACUGGAAAGACGCUUUCAAGAUAGCUCAUAAAGAUAGAUCAUCGAAAAUGCUACUAACAUCUCCAAGGGGGUACUGCUGUUACUGUCGUUCAGCAGUCUGGCUUAAUAGUGGCAAGUGUUCGAAAAGUCAAACUGGCCAAGAGUGUUGCUACGGUACGGUCAAACCUGUUUCAACUGAACAGAUUGUUCACUAUGUAUUAUCAGGCUCCAUACCUGGAUCUUCUUGCAUUUUUGACAGUGAUUCAGAAGACAGUGACAGUGAUGAUGAAUGUACGUGUAAGAUGUGGGCCUUUCCUAUGCGACUCGCCUCUUUUAAUAUGUACGUAGAGAGGCAAGGGGAGAUUGAUUAGAGAUUUUAUAUGUAUAUUUUACUUUAAUAAAAAGUAUUUUAGAAAUUAUUUUCUACAAUUUGUCACACCGUAAAUAACAUUGCUUCCCUCCCGAAAUAUACAAGGCAUUUACUUUCA
This is a messenger RNA of Cuscuta epithymum, 1197 nucleotides long. NCBI's taxonomy places the organism in Eukaryota, Viridiplantae, Streptophyta, Magnoliopsida, Solanales, Convolvulaceae. The record is from the annotation of a GenBank genome assembly.